AUGUCAUCAUCAAACAAGAUACAGAAAAAGACAAAGUCCAUAGACGCCACGAAGAAACUAGCGGAGAAGAUUAAAAAACAAGCAUUACUCAAACAGAAAGAACUACAGAAACUGUCAAAUCAGGAUGCUGAUGCUGAUGCUGAUAACUCAACCACACAUACAGCAUUAUCCAAAGCUACUUCCACUUCACCAGUUUCUUCUACGGUGGAUCCAGAUGCGCAACUCAAAUUCAACACAUUUGCAGAAUUGAAACUCGUGCCUGACCUCCUUGAAGCCAUUCAGCAAUUGAAAUAUACUAAACCUACUCCGAUUCAAUCGGAAGCUAUCCCAUACGCUCUUGAAGGAAAAGAUAUAAUAGGUUUAGCCGUUACAGGGUCUGGAAAAACCGCAGCCUUUGCUAUCCCCAUACUACAAUCUCUAUGGCAUGCACAAACUCCUUAUUUUGGGCUCAUCCUUGCACCGACUAGAGAAUUGGCAUUCCAGAUUAAAGAGACUUUUGAUGCUCUUGGAUCAACCAUGGGGUUGCGAUCUGUUUGUAUAGUUGGAGGAAUGGAUAUGAUGGACCAAGCAAGAGAUUUAAUGCGCAAACCUCACAUCAUUGUUGCUACACCAGGAAGAAUAAUGGAUCAUUUAGAACACACAAAGGGAUUCAACUUGAAGAAUAUGAAAUAUCUUGUGAUGGACGAAGCUGAUCGUUUGCUUGAUAUGGAUUUUGGUCCUGUUUUAGACAAAAUAUUGAAGGUGAUUCCCGCAAAGAGAACCACGUACUUGUUCUCUGCAACAAUGACUAACAAGAUUGAAAAAUUACAGCGAGCAUCAUUGAAUAAUCCAGUGAAAGUUUCCGUUAGCACAAAAUAUCAAACUGCCGACAAUUUGAUACAGAGUAUGAUGUUGGUGAAUGAUGGAUACAAGAAUACUAUAUUGAUUCAUUUGUUGAAUGAAUUUAUGGGGAAAUCAACCAUUGUAUUUACGAGAACAGUGGCGCAUGCGCAAAGAACAGCGUUAUUAGCGAGAAUCUUGGGCUUUAACGCCGUGCCUCUACAUGGACAAUUGUCACAGGCUCAAAGGUUGGGAUCCUUGAAUAAGUUCAAAUCUGGAACCGUCAACAUUUUAGUUGCUACCGAUGUCGCCGCUAGAGGUUUGGAUAUUCCAUCUGUCGAUCUAGUGAUCAAUUAUGAUGUACCUACUGAUUCAAAGUCUUAUAUUCAUAGAGUUGGAAGAACUGCAAGAGCAGGAAGGUCAGGGAAAUCAAUAUCAUUGAUUACUCAAUACGAUUUGGAGAUGUAUUUGAGAAUCGAACAAGCCUUGGACAAAAAAUUGCCAAAGGAAGACAAACCAGCAAGAGAGAUUUUAGAUGCAUUACAUAUACACGUUGAUAAAGCUACUGCAGAAGCUAUUAGACAGACUAAGGAAAUACAUGAUAAACGAGGUAAUGGAAGGAGGAGAAAGAAUUAUGAUGAUGACCGCGAGGAGAAAUAG
Messenger RNA from Lodderomyces oxycetoniae, 1479 nucleotides. RefSeq names its product RNA-dependent ATPase. The transcript has a single exon. Gene Ontology annotation, molecular function: RNA helicase activity; ATP binding; nucleic acid binding. Bases 1 to 1479 code for a protein of 492 amino acids. The record is from RefSeq and is a predicted model, not a curated record. Lineage: Eukaryota; Fungi; Ascomycota; Pichiomycetes; Serinales; Debaryomycetaceae.